Messenger RNA from Symbiodinium natans, 1302 nucleotides. The record is from the annotation of a GenBank genome assembly. NCBI's taxonomy places the organism in Eukaryota, Dinophyceae, Suessiales, Symbiodiniaceae.
AUGUGCCACGCUCUGCGAUCAAGGAACUUGUUCAAGGCCUUGCAGGCCAACCACUCGCCGUUGACAGUGGAAGAUCGUGCAAAGGCGAAGCUGCCAAUCCUUGUCCGACCGUUGUCCGCACAUCUGUGCCCUGGCCAAGAAUGCGGUGCCUGUGGAUGCAACACGCCUCGGCAGGGCUUGGUUCCACAGAUCUGCCGCGGCUUGGUUCCACAGAUCUGCCGCAAUGAUCCGGCAACAGGCUACAGCUGGAGGGAUGUUCAUCAUGACCUUGAGGCGGGCGUUUAUGCCGGAUGCUAUGGUUGGGACCAUGCCGCCUACUGGGGCAUCUCCGAAGCAAAGGCAGGUGUGGACUUGAAAGAGUGGUACAAGACGCGAACAGAAGCCGAGUUCUACCUUCCCGAGUUCAAGGAGCUCAUCGAUGAUCCGACUACUCAAAGGGAUUGGGAUCGGAUCUCGACCUUCGAUCCAUUGGGCAUGACAGCCCAUCCGCCCACCAUUGCUGCCUGUAAAGCCAAGCUGGACAUUCCAGAGCUCAAGGACUUGCGAAUGGACGGCACAAUUGUUCUGCCCUCGAACGAGAUCGUCACCUCGAAGUGUGCAAUAAGCUAUGCCUGGAACAUUCCACUCCUGGCGGACAGGGUGGGCCUUAGUGAGCAAGAGCUGCGCGAGGCACUGCACAAGUUCUCCCACGACAGCCGGUUGCUGGACCCCAAGGUGAAAACCUACCUUCCAGCCGUUGGCGGUCUCACUAUCUACACCUUCGGUGAUGCACGAAAACUCAAAGAUGAGAAGACAGAGGUUUGCGUACGUGUGCAUGACGAGUGCAUAGGUUCCGAUGUCUUCGGGAGUGACAUUUGCAGCUGCCGGCCAUACCUCAUAUUUGCAUUGCGCGAGGCUGUCGAAUGUGCCCAGCGGGGUGGGGUCGGUGUCGUCAUCUACUACAGGAAAGAGGGACGAAGCCUUGGUGAGGUGAUCAAGUUCCGGGUGUACAACGCUCGUGUGAAUCAAGACGGCGGUGACCGCCCAGAGAUGUACUUCCACCACACCGAGGCCAUCGCAGGUAUCCGAGAUGCCAGAUUCCAAACUAUGAUGCCGGAUGCCUUGAAUUGGAUGGGGAUCCGACGAAUCGACCUUCUUUGUUCCAUGAGCAAUGAGAAGUACGAGGCAAUCACUGGCGCUGGCAUCCAGGUCAUGAAGAGAGUGGACCUUCCCGAGAACUACAUCAAGGACAGCAUGCGGGUCGAGCUUGAUGCCAAGAUUGCAAGUGGCUACCACUCUGAUAAAGUGGAGGGCCAGGCUUGA